Nannochloropsis gaditana CCMP526 is the source of this 376-nucleotide messenger RNA. Its product is annotated as trna (uracil-5-)-methyltransferase. The transcript has a single exon. The record is from RefSeq and is a predicted model, not a curated record. The annotation marks the transcript as partial.
UCGUCCUCACCGGGUGGACUCUGCCCCAUGCCCUGCGCCCGUGCGGUCAGCCCGGCCUCCCCGCCGGCACUAGCUACCCGCUUCCCCGGCCCGAGCAUCGUUCUUGCCCUCGCUCCCUCGCCGUCGUGCUCCUCCUCCUGCUCUUGCUGCCGCCGAUAAUGGCCCAAGCGCUCUGGAUGGAACCUCUCGCUGGGGAUCUGGAUGACCGAGGCGUUCUUCACACCGUUCAGGGCCAGGUUCUCCUUGGCUGCGGCCACCAGCCGCCGGUCAAUUUCCACGCCUACCACCCGACGAAAUUUCCGGCUCAAAGCGACCGUGUGAUUUCCUCCGCCGCAAAAGAGCUCCAACAAAUCGAAAGCAGGCGGCUUGUCUCCGC